This is a messenger RNA of Vicugna pacos (alpaca), 2087 nucleotides long. The record is from RefSeq and is a predicted model, not a curated record. Lineage: Eukaryota; Metazoa; Chordata; Mammalia; Artiodactyla; Camelidae.
UCAGAGAAACCCGCCGUGAAGAACACAUCAGGCCUUCGGGGCCAGGUCCCUGCCCAGCUAGGACCCCCGUGCUCUGCUGGUGUGUCCAGAACCAGCUGUCUUUUGGUUUUGGGACCAGAGAACUUGCAGGUGGCUCGUGCCUCAAAACCCAUCAACACGUCCCAGGGUCUGGAGAGGCGCAGGGGCGCGCAACCCGCGCAGGGCGGCGGCGGCGAUGCCGGACCCCGCAGCGCACCUGCCCUUCUUCUACGGCAGCAUCUCGCGCGCCGAGGCCGAGGAGCACCUGAAGCUGGCGGGCAUGGCCGACGGGCUCUUCCUGCUGCGCCAGUGUCUGCGCUCGCUGGGCGGCUAUGUGCUCUCGCUCGUGCACGACGUGCGCUUCCACCACUUCCCUAUCGAGCGCCAGCUCAAUGGCACCUACGCCAUUGCGGGCGGAAAGGCGCACUGCGGCCCCGCCGAGCUCUGCGAAUUCUACUCGCGCGACCCCGACGGGCUGCCCUGCAACCUGCGCAAGCCGUGCAACCGGCCGUCAGGGCUCGAGCCGCAGCCCGGGGUCUUCGAUAGCCUGCGGGAUGCCAUGGUGCGCGACUACGUGCGUCAGACUUGGAAGCUGGAGGGCGAUGCCCUGGAGCAGGCCAUCAUCAACCAGGCCCCCCAGGUGGAGAAGCUCAUUGCCACCACGGCUCACGAGCGGAUGCCCUGGUACCACAGCAGCCUGACGCGCGAGGAGGCCGAGCGCAAACUCUAUUCAGGCUCGCAGACCGACGGCAAGUUCCUGCUGAGACCCCGGAAGGAGAAGGGCACGUACGCGCUGUCGCUGAUCUAUGGGAAGACCGUGUACCACUACCUCAUCAGCCAGGACAAGGCGGGCAAGUACUGCAUUCCCGAGGGGACCAAGUUUGACACGCUCUGGCAGCUAGUGGAGUACCUGAAGCUGAAGGCGGAUGGGCUCAUCUACUGCCUGAAGGAGGCCUGUCCCAACGACAGUGCCAGCUCAGAGGCCGCUGCUCCCACACUGCCAGCCCACCCAUCCACGUUCACCCACCCUCAGAGACGGAUCGACACUCUCAACUCAGAUGGAUACACCCCCGAACCAGCACGCCUCGCGUCCUCGGAGAAGCCGCGAACGAUGCCCAUGGACACAAGCGUGUAUGAGAGCCCCUACAGCGACCCCGAGGAGCUCAAGAAUAAGAAGCUGUUCCUGAAGCGUGAGAACCUCCUCAUGGCCGACAUCGAGCUCGGCUGCGGCAACUUUGGCUCAGUGCGCCAGGGCGUCUACCGCAUGCGCAAGAAGCAGAUCGAUGUGGCCAUCAAAGUGCUGAAACACAGCACGGAGAAGACGGACAAGGAUGAGAUGAUGCGGGAGGCGCAGAUCAUGCACCAGCUGGACAACCCCUAUAUCGUGCGGCUCAUCGGCGUCUGCCAGGCUGAGGCCCUCAUGCUGGUCAUGGAGAUGGCGGGCGGGGGACCCCUGCACAAGUUCCUGCUGGGGAAGAAGGAGGAGAUCCCUGUCAGCAACGUGGCGGAGCUGCUGCACCAGGUGUCCAUGGGGAUGAAGUACCUGGAAGAGAAGAACUUCGUGCACCGCGACCUGGCGGCCCGCAACGUCCUGCUGGUCAACCGGCACUACGCCAAGAUCAGCGACUUCGGUCUCUCCAAGGCGCUCGGUGCCGACGACAGCUACUACACCGCCCGCUCGGCGGGGAAGUGGCCGCUCAAGUGGUACGCGCCCGAGUGCAUCAACUUCCGCAAGUUCUCCAGCCGCAGUGACGUCUGGAGCUACGGGGUCACCAUGUGGGAGGCCUUCUCCUACGGCCAGAAGCCCUACAAGAAGAUGAAGGGCCCCGAGGUCAUGGCCUACAUCGAGCAGGGGAAGCGGAUGGAGUGCCCGCCAGAGUGUCCACCCGAAAUGUACACACUCAUGAGCGACUGCUGGACCUACAAGUGGGAGGACCGUCCAGACUUCCAGACCGUGGAGCAGCGCAUGCGCACCUACUACUACAGCUUGGCAAGCAAGGCGGAGGAGCCCGGGGAAUCUGGGAAGGGGGCGGAGACUGCCAGUGCCUGAGUCCCAGCCUGCCUAGGAC